CUUGCGUUCUGUCUUGCACUAAUGUAGAACGGGCUUGAAUAUCGGAACGCUUAGUACAUUCGUCCUUUUCGAGGUGAAAUCAGAAGGACUCGAUUAUUCCACGGUUCUUUCAUUGUGUGCGAUUGCAUUUCCAACUAACGAAUAAAGUGCGACAACAAGGAAAUCGAAGAAAUGGGUGAUAUAAAAUCUUUUUUCCAUCAGUGGUGCGGAAAAAACGCUAAAGAACCACAAUUCGAUGUUCGUCCAACAGGACCGAAGCACAGACAACGCUUUCUCUGCGAACUUCGAAUAUCGGGAUUUGACUAUGUCGGUGCAGGCAAUUCUACUAAUAAAAAGGAUGCACAGGGCAACGCUGCUAAAGAUUAUGUCAAUUACUUGGUUCGUACGGGUCGUGUGAAUCCUAACGAUGUGCCAAGAGAAGCUUUGACGACGCAAGCGACUUCAAACGAUGGCAUUGUGAACGACCCUAUUUCAAUACCGAUGAAAUCAGUAUCAGUAUAUCAAGGAGGCAUGGGACCAAAUGACAUUGGUCAAGCUUACAGGCCUUACAGUGAACAUGGUCAUAGUAACUACACAUACAUGGACAGAUUGGCAGACCAAAAGAAGGUGGAAGAUGCGGAGGAUGUUGAUGUAAACUCUGGCAUACAUGGCAACUGGACGAUUGAGAAUGCAAAAUCCAAACUCCACCAGUUUAUGCAAACUAACAAAAUUAACACUGAUUACAAGUAUACUCCGGUUGGUCCGGAUCAUACGAGGAGUUUUAUGGCAGAAAUGACAAUUUAUGUUUCCCAGCUUCUACGAAAUAUCACCGGUCGUGAAACUGGAUCAAACAAGCAAACUGCUUCAAAAAGUUGUGCUUUGUCUAUUGUCCGUCAAUUGUACCACUUGGGUAUUAUUGAGGCAUUUAGUGGUACAUUAAAGAAGAACAAAGAUACUGAGCUACUGAAACCUUAUCCUGUUAAAAUAUCACCAGAACUGGAAAAUCAGAUUCACGAAGUUCUAAAUAAGUUGGAUAUAAAACCAGUUUGUGUUACUAUGGUGGCGGACAUAAAAGUAGAAAAUAGCCGCUCAUCGAAUACUGGUAUAUCUUUAUUGACGAAUCAAGUUUUGGAUGACUUCAUAUCGUCCGUGCCGCAACCUGCUGGCGUUGUAAGCUGGUCACCACCUCAAGCAAAUUGGAAUCCAUGGACGGGAUGUAACAUUGACGAAGGACCUUUAUCAACGACGUCUUUAGAUCAACUGUCGGAAGACCUGAUGAAUGAACAGCGAACUAAGUUGCAGGACGAUUCCAACUUGCAAGCGAGAAUCAAGGCUAGAUCGAACUUGCCUGUUUCCUCCAUGAAAAACGAGAUUAUGAACGCUAUUAAUGAAAAUCCGAUCGUCAUCAUACGCGGUAAUACGGGUUGCGGCAAAACUACGCAAGUUUGUCAGUUUAUUCUGGACGAUUAUAUCGCGUCCAGUCAAGGCGCGUAUUGCAGUAUAGUUGUCACUCAGCCAAGACGAAUCUCAGCCGUGUCCGUGGCUGACAGAGUUGCCGCAGAAAGAUGUGAGAGUUUGGGACAAUCGGUCGGAUAUUCCGUAAGAUUCGAAUCCUGUCUACCGAGACCUUAUGCCAGUAUAAUGUUUUGCACUGUUGGCGUACUUUUACGAAAAUUAGAGGGCGGUCUUAGAGGCGUGUCGCACGUUAUCGUGGACGAGAUUCACGAGAGGGAUGUCAAUUCUGAUUUUAUCAUGGUAGUGCUCAGAGAUAUGAUCCAUAUGUAUCCAGAUCUCAGACUUAUUCUUAUGUCUGCAACGAUCGACACUACGCUGUUCAGCGACUACUUCAACAAGUGUCCCGUGAUAGAGAUACCUGGUAGAGCGUAUCCCGUGAAACAGUAUUUCUUGGAAGACUGUAUAGAAUUGACGAUGUUCGUACCACCGAUGAUUUCAGGCAAACGUAAGUCCAAGGAUACGGACGAUCUGCCGUUGGACAGUGACCCUGAUGAAAAUCUAAAUAAAAUCAUUGAUAAUUCAUAUUCGCUCCAAACUAAAAACGCUAUGGCGCAGCUAACAGAAAAGGAAAUAAGCUUUGAGCUAAUAGAAAUACUGUUGAAAUAUAUAAAGGCGCAGAAUAUUCCAGGCGCUGUGCUAAUCUUCCUUCCUGGCUGGAAUUUGAUAUUCGCGCUAAUGAAACAUCUUCAGCAGCAUCCUCUCUUUGGCGGGUCAUCCUACUUCGUCAUACCGCUACACUCGCAGUUACCUAGAGAAGAUCAGCGCAAAGUUUUUGAUCCUGUACCGUCUACCGUAACGAAGAUUAUUCUGUCUACGAAUAUCGCAGAAACUUCGAUUACGAUCGAUGACAUUGUCUAUGUCAUAGACUCUUGUAAAGCCAAGAUGAAACUAUUUACGUCUCACAACAAUAUGACUAAUUAUGCGACCGUUUGGGCCAGCAAAACCAAUUUGGAGCAACGCAAGGGUAGAGCGGGUCGUGUUAAACCAGGCUUCUGCUUUCAUCUAUGCUCGAAGGCCAGAUACAACAAGAUGGAUGAGCACAUGACGCCAGAAAUGUUCAGAACACCUUUGCACGAACUGGCCCUGAGUAUCAAGCUGUUGAGAUUAGGCAACAUCGGGCGAUUCUUGUCGAAGGCAAUCGAACCGCCUCCUAUCGACGCUGUGAUCGAAGCGGAAGUUAUGUUAAGAGAGAUGAAGUGCUUGGACAACAAUGAUGAGUUAACGCCCCUCGGAAAGAUUCUGGCGCGUCUGCCAAUAGAACCGCGUUUGGGAAAGAUGAUGAUUCUAGGAUGUAUGUUCCGCGUCGGUGAUUCACUCUCGACGAUGGCAGCGAAUAGUACUACCUUUCCCGAGGUGUACAACAUGGGGCCCGAUGUGAGGAGAUUGACGAUGCAGCAGAAGUGGUUCGCCGGAGCGAGAUACAGCGACCACGUCGCGAUGCUGCACGCUUUCCAAGCAUGGGAGGAGACGAGAGCUAACGGCGAAUAUGCUGAACAAAUAUUCUGUGAGACGAAGAACUUGAGCUUACCUACUUUACGCAUAACGUGGGAAGCUAAGAAUCAACUGCAAGCGCUCUUGCAAAGCGCCGGUUUUCCCGAGGAAACUCUUUGCGCGACACCGUUAAAUUAUCAAGCUGGUUCAGACGUCCGUCUUGACACGAUCACAGCAUUAUUGUGCAUGGGCCUCUAUCCCAACGUGUGUUAUCAUAAGGAGAAGCGAAAGGUUCUCACUACGGAGUCGAAAGCCGCUUUGAUUCACAAGACGUCGGUCAACUGCAGCAACUACGAACAGAACUUUCCGUUUCCGUUCUUCGUGUUCGGAGAAAAGAUUCGUACUAGAGCUGUGUCCUGUAAGCAAAUGACCAUGGUGUCACCUAUCCAUUUGUUACUCUUCGGCUCCCGAAAGGUGGAAUACAUAGACAAUGUUAUAAGAUUGGACAAUUGGAUAAAUCUGGAUAUGAAUCCGCAACACGCAGCAGCAAUUGUUGCUCUGCGACCCGUUCUGGAGAGUCUGGUAGUGAGGGCAUCUAAAGACCCGGAAACAAUUCUAGAGUUGAGCUCUAUUGAGGAAAAAGUGCUGGACGUGAUCAAAUCGUUAUGCAGCAUGAAUGCUUGCCGUUAUGAAUUGGAACAAAUAAGUGGAGGCGGUUUUCAGUCACACCGCCCGCCGCGACCUGACUUUCAACCUUCUACUUAUAGCAAUCCUCCAAAAUUAAUGCGCGGAGAUAAUACCUAUCGUAAUUUAUACAGUAGCAGCAGUUAUGGGAAUUACAGUGGAUACAGAGGAGGAGUAGGUGCCGGUGGCGGCAGUAGCGUCUUUAAUAGAGGAUAUGGAAUGAACGGACCACGUGGUCGAGGAAAUGGAGGAUACCGAGGCAGUAGCAGUGGUGGUUAUCGUGGAUAUUAUUAAUUUGUUUAUUAUUAAUAAAACUAUACGCAACAAAGAAUGGUUAAUAAGAGUCUUAUUGCAGUUUUUGUAAUAGGAUUUUUAUUAUUCAUUCCUUUCUGCAUCUGAAUUUUUUUUCAAAAACUGCUUCAUUAUAAAUAAUUUAUAGCUAUCCAUUAUAGUAAAAACGAAUUAUUAGAUUGCAAUUAUACGUCAUUCGAUAUAACUACUCUAUACAUCAUAUAUCAUUAUAAUUUUCAUGAAAUAAAAGCACUUCUUUUCUUACAGUAGAGAUAUUUAGUCAAUGUUAUAUGUAUGUGAUCAUACUUUAACAUUUAUCAAGUAUAUAUAUUACCUGGUUGAGAUUAAAAUAUAGCUGCACGAUUUUAUACGAUUUUCAACUUUAAAUAUGUAUAUGCAAGGUUGAUAAUCGUAUAAUCAAUUACGAUGUUAGUAUAUAUAAUUCGUGAUUUCUGUGUAACAUGGAAUUAUUUAUGAAUAAAUAUAUAACAUACUGAUACCUAUUCUUCGAGUGGCUGUUAAAAUAGUUAUUAUUUUAUCAUUUAUUAAAAUAUACAAAGGCUAUACAUACACAAAGUGAGAAUAGCAAAUUCUUGGAUCUCCAGCACCGACUUGGUCGAGAACGAUUGUAAUUGUGCCGCGUGGAUUUUUAUCUGCCUAUCGACGAUAACACGCUAUCAGUUAGCCCGCCAUCCGACGCGCGCCGAUGACGUUUCGCGUCGAUGCCGCAGCCACCUAACGGAAGUGAACCGAGAUUAGGACAAAAAAGCAACAUCGUCGGAUAGAGAUGUCGUGUAUCUAUUUCCGAUUCCGAACACGUCGUCGGGAGCGAAGUGGACAGCAGGUCGCUGGCUGACGAAAAAUGGCGAAAAUCCGCACGGUGCGAGAGUGACCGUUCAUCGUCGAUUGACAGUUGCACCGUGCCGAAGUGGCAGACGAGACCUAGAGAAAAAAAGGACUGCCGAGAAAUCCGUUGUAAUGGGUCACUCGCUACCGCGGCGACGCGUCGCGCGACCGUGAACACGGCUGACUGUCACGCUUGGAGCUCGCUUGAAGGACCAAAAAAAGUGAUUCCGCAGCUCGGUGGUUGCGAAACGUCACGCGGAGUCGCAUUAUGACCCGCAACGGGUCUUUGAUCAGUUAAUCCAUCCAUCCGUCCAUUCGUCCGUUUGUUCGUUUAUUCUUAAAUCUCGCAUUACGAAUUUUCGACGAACGAAGUGUGAUAAGGACGACGAUAAGACCAGGGAUAAUGCUUAUUCCUAUAUUCGACCGCUCAACUCGAUAAUCUCAAUACGUUUGAGCAUUUUCGUCAUCCUCCGUGCGAGCCUUGAACAUAUUUGCGAGGUUAUAUAUAUAUAUAUACAGACACACACACACACACACACAUACAUAUAUAUGCAGUUAUGCGUUAUCUGUCGCUCUACUCGCCGACAAAUGUUGAUCGUGGUGGGUUACUGUUGAGUCGCUUGCGAGAUCGAGCAAACGGACGGUGUGGAAGGUGCUCCGAUAGUCGGAUCGACGUACGGUUAGAAAUGCGCACUCCUCGGCGCUCUUUAACGACGUCUCGUGGAGCGGUGUCCGUUUAACUGGCUGUGAAAAGUGCAACAUAACUGUAUCAAGCCCAAAGAAUAUAUAGAUAUAUA
Molecule: messenger RNA, 5543 nt
Organism: Harpegnathos saltator (Jerdon's jumping ant)
Lineage: Eukaryota; Metazoa; Arthropoda; Insecta; Hymenoptera; Formicidae
Gene: mle
Product: dosage compensation regulator mle
Exons: 10
Coding region: 172-3903 (1243 amino acids)
Biological process (GO): regulation of mRNA processing; positive regulation of transcription by RNA polymerase II
Cellular component (GO): nucleolus; intracellular anatomical structure; ribonucleoprotein complex
Molecular function (GO): 3'-5' DNA helicase activity; ATP hydrolysis activity; double-stranded RNA binding
Source: RefSeq, a predicted model, not a curated record